AUGCCGCUGCAACCGACGCCACCACCCCAGACGCCGCCUCCAGCUGACCAGUGGAUUGCUGGUGCGAUGCCAGGCAGCAUCGUUAUCAAGACAACGCACUUCAAGACUGCUGAUGCAACGCCAUUGCAUGUCGCGGCUGAGAUGCCACCCCACAUGCCACCCCUUACGUCUCCGCCACCGCCACCGCCUGCCGAGAACGCUUCUGGUGCGGUGCCGCGUCUCACCUGGGCAACAUCGCCGCAUUUUCCAGAUAGCCAGCAGGCCGCCGAAGCAGUUCCUUACUAUGCCAUGAACAUCACACCGCCACCGACAUUGCUGCACCCAACCACUGAGAGAGCGACUGGCGCAGCCGCGCGUCUGAAAACAGCCACAUCGCGACCCAGUCCGGCAGACCACCAGGUUGCCGACACCAUGCCACUACCACCACGCACACCUUUGUGGGCGUGCAACCUAUGCACGUCACACGCGCCGCUGAAGGCACUACGCAACCGCCCACCACUGAGGGUACGCCACUGCCGCCCGCCACACUUGCUGCUGAAAGCACCACGCCUUCUCCGCCCGCCACGCGUGCCACCUUGGGCGUGCCGUCGCCUGCCGCUGAAGUCGCUGCGGCGCGGACACCACCGCCCACCUCGGCCGCCCCCAUGGCAAUCAGGUACAGUCCACACGGACACCACGACGUCGCCAGACACACCAGCGUGUUUCGUGGGCUCGUGGGAGAGGGGAGAGACGCAGGCGCUCGGGCGCGCCAGGCGGAGGAGAGGAGUAGUCGUCAGCUGGAUGCGAGAGACAGUGGUCACGGAAGCGGGUCGCUCCGCGCUAGUGGAAAGUCAGUCGUGA
This is a messenger RNA of Bacillus rossius redtenbacheri, 840 nucleotides long. Its product is annotated as WAS/WASL-interacting protein family member 3-like. NCBI's taxonomy places the organism in Eukaryota, Metazoa, Arthropoda, Insecta, Phasmatodea, Bacillidae. The transcript has 2 exons. The record is from RefSeq and is a predicted model, not a curated record. The coding region runs from base 1 to 840 and encodes 279 amino acids.